AUGUUCUUAUGCAUUGUUUUUUACCUCGUUUUACAUCUUAUUCCUUCUCGUUCGUUGCUAGACAAGAGUUUGCGAGGCACUGGCAACGUGCGGCAAAUGACCUCUCAGAGCAACCGGUACCUCUUUGGAAACGAUUUCGGCUGCAUUGUGAGGGAGAACCAGAGAGAGAAGCCAUGGUAUGGGCUGGAUUGGAAGGACUGCCUGAAUGACCAGACAGCGUAUGUGGUCUCGGCGGGAGGUUCAUUUCUCCUCUUGUUUGCGUUUGGUGCGCUUUGCAUUCGCGUGAACGAUGCGUGCCUUCUCGUCGACCGCAAAGGCCCCUGCUGCCGCUGCCUUGGCGAGCAUGAGGCCGCCUCUCUUCAGUAUCGGCAAUCCAGUGCCUCACGAGCGCCAAUAUAA
Molecule: messenger RNA, 399 nt
Organism: Trypanosoma conorhini
Lineage: Eukaryota; Euglenozoa; Kinetoplastea; Trypanosomatida; Trypanosomatidae
Exons: 1
Coding region: 1-399 (132 amino acids)
Source: RefSeq, a predicted model, not a curated record